CGGAGAUGCUACACUCCCGCUGCCUCAGCCCCGGGGCCCCUCCACCCCGCGCAUGCUCCCACUCAGCCUGAGCCCGGGAGUCCACCUCCAUUCAGCCAGUGCGCAGGAUCACAACCCCCUCCGUAAGCCCCCUUCUCAAGACGCGUCCGUCGCGGUGUGUUGGCGUCAUCGCGCCACGCCACCAGUAGAGCCCGGGGAAGAUGGCGGCAGCCGUUCUUAGUGGGCCCUCAGCGGGCUCCCCGGCUGGGGUUCCCGGGGGAGCCGGGGGUCUCUCGGCGAUGAACUCGGGCCCACGUCUUCGUCUGCUGCUGCUGGAGAGCGUUUCCGGUUUGCUGCAGCCGCGAACGGGGUCUACCGUUGCUCCUGUGCAUCCCCCAGUCUGUUCUGUUCCACAUUUGCCCGGGCUCAUGUGCCUAUUGCGGUUGCAUGGGACGGUGGGCGGGGCCCAGAAUCUUUCAGCCCUUGGAGCAUUGGUGAGUCUCAGUAAUGCGCGUCUAGGUUCCAUCAAAACUCGGUUCGAGGGCCUGUGUCUGCUGUCCCUGCUGGUGGGGGAGAGCCCUACAGAGAUGUUCCAGCAGCACUGUGUGUCCUGGCUUCGUAGCAUUCAGCAGGUGUUGCAGUCCCAGGACCCUCCACCCACCAUGGAGUUGGCUGUGGCUGUCCUGAGGGACCUACUCCGGUAUACAGCCCAACUUCCUACACUGUUUCGGGACAUCUCCAUCAACCACCUUCCUGGACUUCUCACUUCCCUGCUGGGCCUUAGACCAGAGUGUGAGCAGUCAGCAUUAGAAGGAAUGAAGGCUUGUAUGACCUAUUUCCCUCGGGCUUGUGGUUCUCUCAAAGGCAAAUUGGCCUCGUUUUUCCUGUCUCGAGUGGAUGCCUUGAGCCCUCAGCUCCAGCAGCUGGCCUGUGAGUGUUAUUCCAGGCUGCCUUCCUUAGGGGCUGGCUUUUCCCAGGGCCUGAAGCACACUGAGAGCUGGGAGCAGGAGUUGCACAGCCUGCUGGCCUCACUGCACAGCCUGUUGGGGGCCCUCUAUGAAGGCGCAGAAACGGCUCCUGUUCAGAAUGAAGGCCCUGGAGUGGAGACACUGCUUUCCCCUUCAGAAGAUGGUGAUGCCCAUGUCCUCCUACGCCUUCGGCAGAGGUUUUCAGGACUGGCCCGCUGUCUGGGGCUUAUGCUCAGCUCUGAGUUUGGGGCUCCUGUUUCCGUGCCUGUGCAGGAAGUCCUGGAUCUCAUCUGCCGGACUCUCAGUGUCAGUGGCAAGAAUAUUAGCUUGCUUGGAGAUGGUCCCCUGAGGUUGCUAUUACUGCCGUCUAUCCACCUUGAAGCCUUGGACCUGCUCUCUGCACUCAUUCUUGCGUGUGGAGGCCGGCUCUUACGCUUUGGGGCUCUGAUCAGUCGCCUGCUCCCCCAGGUCCUCAAUGCCUGGAGCAUUGGUAGGGAUGCUCUCUCUCCUGGCCAAGAGAGGCCUUACAGCACUAUUCGGACCAAAGUAUAUGCUAUCUUAGAGCUGUGGGUGCAGGUUUGUGGGGCCUCAGCAGGGGUGCUUCAGGGAGGAGCCUCUGGAGAGGCCCUGCUCACUCAUCUACUCAGUGAUAUCUCCCCACCAUCUGAUGCCCUUAAGCUACGCAGCCCUCGGGGGAGCCCUGAUGGGGGUUUGCAAACUGGGAAGCCUAGUGCCCCCAAGAAGAUAAAGCUAGAUGUAGGGGAGGCUAUGGCCCCACCCAGCCACCGGAAAGGAGAGAACAAUGCCAACAGCGAUGUCUGUGCAGCUGCGCUGAGAGGCCUCAGCCGGACCAUCCUCAUGUGUGGGCCUCUCAUCAAGGAGGAGACUCACAGGAGACUGCAUGAUCUGAUUCUGCCUCUGGUCAUGGGUGUCCAGCAGGGUGAGGUCCUGGGCAGCUCUCCAUAUACCAGCUCCUGUUGCCGCCGUGAGCUCUACCGCCUGCUGCUGGCGCUAUUGCUGGCGCCUUCUCCUCGCUGCCCACCUCCUCUUGCCUGUGCCCUGCAAGCUUUCUCCCUUGGUCAGCGAGAGGACAGUCUUGAGGUCUCCUCUUUCUGUUCGGAAGCACUGGUGACCUGUGCUGCUCUGACUCACCCCCGAGUUCCUCCUCUACAGGCCAUGGGCCCCACCUGCCCCACACCUGCCCCUGUGCCCCCUCCUGAGGCCCCGUCUCCAUUCAGAGCUCCAUCUUUCCAGCCCCCAGGCCCUAUGCCUUCUGUAGGUCCCAUGCCCUCAGCAGGCCCAUUGACCUCUUCAGGCUCUAUGCCCUCAGUAGGCCCAAUGCCUUCCGCAGGCCCCAUGCCCUCAGCAGGCCCCAUACCCUCUGCAGGCCCUGUGCCCUCAGCACGUCCUGGACCUCCAGCCACAGCCAACCACUUAGGCCUCUCUGUCCCAGGCCUGGUAUCUGUACCCCCUCGGCUCCUUCCUGGCCCUGAGAACCAUCGUGCAGGCUCCAAUGAGGACCCUGUCCUUGCUCCUAGUGGGACUCCUCCACCCACCAUCCCACCAGAUGAAACUUUUGGGGGGAGAGUGCCCAGACCAGCCUUUGUCCACUAUGAUAAGGAGGAGGCAUCUGAUGUUGAGAUCUCCUUAGAAAGCGACUCUGAUGACAGUGUGGUGAUUGUGCCUGAGGGGCUUCCGCCCCUGCCACCCCCACCACCCUCGGGCACCACUCCUCCCCCUGUUGCCCCUACUGGGCCCCCAACAGCAUCCCCUCCUGUGCCAGCCAAGGAGGAGCCUGAAGAGCUUCCUGCAGCCCCCGGGCCUCUCCCUCCGCCCCCGCCCCCGCCCCCACCUGUACCUGGUCCUGUGACACUCCCGCCACCGCAGCUGGUCCCUGAGGGGACUCCUGGAGGGGGAGGACCCCCAGCUCUGGAAGAAGAUUUGACAGUUAUUAAUAUCAAUAGCAGUGAUGAAGAGGAGGAGGAAGAGGAAGAGGAGGAGGAAGAAGAAGAGGAGGAGGAGGAGGAGGAGGAGGAAGAAUUUGAGGAAGAAGAAGAGGAGGAAGAAGAGUAUUUUGAAGAGGAAGAAGAGGAGGAAGAAGAGUUUGAAGAAGAAUUUGAGGAGGAAGAAGGUGAAUUAGAGGAAGAAGAGGAGGAAGAGGAAGAGGAGGAGGAAGAAGAGUUGGAAGAGGUUGAAGACUUGGAGUUUGGGUCAGCAGGAGGGGAGGUAGAAGAAGGUGGACCCCCACCCCCAACCCUGCCCCCAGCUCUCCCUCCUCCAGAGUCUCCCAAAGAGCAGCCUGAGCCAGAACCAGAGCCUGGGCUGCUGCUGGAAGUGGAGGAACCAGGAUCAGAGGAGCAGCAUGGGACUGAGACAGCCCCUACCCUAGUCCCCGAGGUGCUCCCUUCUCAGGGCGAGGAAGAGAGGGAAGGGGGAAGCCCAGAGGCAGGGCCACCUCCUCAGGAGCUUGUUGAAGAAGAACCCUCUGCUCCUCCAACCCUGCUGGAAGAGGGGACUGAGGGUGGGGGUGACAACGUACCACCCCCACCAGAGACAGCUGCAGAAGAAGAGAUGGAGACAGAGUCAGAGGCUGCAGUUCUCCAGGAAAAGGAGCAGGAUGACACAGCUGCCAUGCUGGCUGACUUCAUCGAUUGCCCCCCUGAUGAUGAGAAGCCACCACCUACCACGGAACCUGACUCCUAGCUCUCUUCCACAUCCCAACACUUUGUUUCCAAUAAAGUUAUAUCCUUAGAUAUU
Messenger RNA from Marmota flaviventris (yellow-bellied marmot), 3704 nucleotides. It is a transcript of the gene Pelp1, whose product is annotated as proline, glutamate and leucine rich protein 1. Lineage: Eukaryota; Metazoa; Chordata; Mammalia; Rodentia; Sciuridae. Gene Ontology annotation, biological process: rRNA processing. Gene Ontology annotation, cellular component: nucleus. The record is from RefSeq and is a predicted model, not a curated record.